GGGUGGAGGUGGUGGCCAUCUGCUCCGCGCGUCCGAGGAACCCCCCUCCUUCGGCCCAGCCCGGCGCCCGGGUUCCUUCCCCCUCCCUCUUUCCCUGCCUCUCCUCUAGCCCACCUCCUCCCCUCCUUUGCCUCCCCCCUGCGUCCGCCCGGCGUCAUCGCCCCCUUUCCCCUCCCAUCUUGCCGGCCCGCGCACAGCUCGCCUCGGGCCUCCGCGGCAGUCUCCGCCACGAGCUGCUGGCGGUGCCGGCGGGUCCGCAAGGCUCGUGGCAGCAGCCCCCCGGCCGCCCCGGCCAGCGCUCUGACCGCCUGGGGGGAGCUUUGAUUCGAGCUGGGCAGCGCCCCAAGCACCGACUAAGCUUCGCAGGACAAAAGAGAAGAACAAAAUGGAAAGUAUGCUAUUUUGCUGGAUAUUUCUCACCCUUGGGUGGACCCUCAUUGAUGGAUCAGAAAUGGAACAGGAUUUUAUGUGGCACUUGAGCAAAAUACCCCGGGUGAUCAGUGAAAGGACUUUCCAUCUCACCAGCCCCACCUUUGAGGCAGAUGCUAAGAUGGUGCUCGGUAGAGUGUGUGGUAUUGAAUGCCAGAAAGAACUCCCAGCUCCCAGCCUUUCUGAUCUGGAAGAUUCUCUUUCCUAUGAGACUAUCUUCGAGAAUGGCACCCGAACCUUGACCAGAGUGAAAGUUCAAGAUGUGGUCCUUGAGCCCACUCAGAAUAUCAGCAGGAAAGGGGCAUCUGUUAGGAGGAAGAGACAGGUGUACGGCACAGACAGCAGAUUCAGCAUCUUGGACAAAAAGUUCUUAACCAAUUUCCCUUUCAACACAGCUGUGAAGCUCUCCACGGGCUGCAGUGGAAUUCUCAUUUCCCCCAGCCACGUUCUAACAGCUGCCCACUGUGUGCAUGAUGGAAAGGACUACAUCAAAGGGAGUAAAAAGCUAAGGGUAGGAUUGUUGAAGAUGAGAAAUAAGGGUGGUGGCAAGAAGCGGAGAGGUUUUAAGAGGAGCAGGAGAGAAGCCAAUGGUGGUGACCAGCGAGAAGGUACCAAAGACAAUCUGGAGAGAACCAAGGCUGGAAGAAGAAGAAAGGAAUCUCGUCGGGGUCGGGGAGUUGCUGAGGGGAGGCCUUCCUUCCAGUGGACCCGGGUCAAGAAUACCCACAUUCCCAAAGGCUGGGCUAGAGGAGGGAAGGGGGACGCGGCUUUGGACUAUGACUACGCUCUUUUGGAGUUGAAGCGUGCUCACAAGAAGAAAUACAUGGAACUAGGAAUCAGUCCGACCAUCAAGAAGCUGCCUGGGGGAAUGAUCCACUUCUCAGGCUUUGAUCAUGAUAGGGCCGAUCAGUUAGUCUACCGGUUUUGUAGUGUGUCUGAUGAAUCCAAUGAUCUCCUCUAUCAAUACUGCGACGCCGAGUCAGGCUCCACUGGUUCCGGGGUCUAUCUGCGUCUGAAAGAGCCAGACAAAAAGAAUUGGAAACGCAAAAUCAUUGCGGUCUAUUCGGGCCACCAAUGGGUGGAUGUCCACGGCGUGCAGAAGGAUUACAACGUGGCCGUGCGCAUCACUCCCCUCAAGUACGCCCAGAUCUGCCUCUGGAUUCAUGGAGAUAACGCCAACUGUACUUAUGGCUAACAGAAAUCUGCAGCGAGUCAAUGGAUCAUCUAAGUCGCAGAGCACACCAGCUAUGAUUAUGGUAGCAAGAUCACUUCCUAGGUCAUGCCUAGACUUGAACCCUAUCAACAUUUUUAUAAAUUUAGCUUUUCAAAAUUAGAAGAUUUUCAUAUGUUUAAAAAAUACUUAGGUAUAAAUAACCGAAACUAGAUGGGCACCUCAAUGUCAAGUAUAUAUUCUUUACAUGGUGAUAAGUAUCAUUUGAGGGAAGUUUUUUAUUUCUUUCUGCCUUCCUAAGAUUAGACACUUUAGAAACUUCAGACUGGUACCAUAAAUAAUAUGUGAUUUCUUAAUGGACUUUUUCUCAGGGUCCUACUCUAUCAAGAAUCUAAUAGGGUGCUUGCUAGUUGCAUAUUAAAUGUGAAACUGCAUAUAUAGGUACAGAUGGUAACAUGAUUAGAGUCAGGGUAAAGACAAUAACUUACAACAGGCUGUAUUACUUGGAGAUGGACCCAUUCAGCUCAUGCCCUCCGUGUUUAUAUAGUGUUUUCUGUUGGGUCUGAGAAACUUUGGUUUAGUUGUUGUUGUUUUUAAGAA
Lutra lutra (Eurasian river otter) is the source of this 2200-nucleotide messenger RNA. It is a transcript of the gene PRSS35, whose product is annotated as serine protease 35. The transcript has 2 exons. Gene Ontology annotation, biological process: proteolysis. Lineage: Eukaryota; Metazoa; Chordata; Mammalia; Carnivora; Mustelidae. Gene Ontology annotation, molecular function: serine-type endopeptidase activity. The record is from RefSeq and is a predicted model, not a curated record. The coding region runs from base 386 to 1624 and encodes 412 amino acids.